This is a messenger RNA of Cololabis saira (Pacific saury), 2129 nucleotides long. It is a transcript of the gene clcnk, whose product is annotated as chloride channel K. Gene Ontology annotation, molecular function: voltage-gated chloride channel activity. The record is from RefSeq and is a predicted model, not a curated record. Lineage: Eukaryota; Metazoa; Chordata; Actinopteri; Beloniformes; Belonidae. The coding region runs from base 3 to 2060 and encodes 685 amino acids. Gene Ontology annotation, biological process: chloride transport; transmembrane transport. The transcript has 19 exons. Gene Ontology annotation, cellular component: membrane.
AAAUGAAGAGCUCGGAUGAGUCUCCUGGGAGUGAUGCAGACGAGCAGAACGACAUCCUGGGGCAAGAAAAUCCAUCAGAGUCCUUCCAUAAUGAGAUCCCGCUCCUGCUGGAUCCAUGGAAACCGUGCAGAGGGACCCGUGCGACUGUCAAAGGGUGGCUGUUGAAGCUGAGGCGUUGUUUGGAAAGAGUGUGUAGCAUUGAGUGGUACAGCUACGCUGCUCUGGGCGUUUUGAUGGCAGUCCUGAGUUUCCUUAUGGACCUCAGUGUGACGAAGCUGCUGAGAGCUCAUCAGUGGCUUUAUGUGAAGCUGGAGGGCAACACUCUGCUGCAGUUCCUCUGCUGGACUCUUUACCCAGCAUGCCUCUGCGCGUUAGCGUCAACGUUCUCCAGCAGCAUCUGCCCUUUCUCUACAGGCUCAGGGAUACCAGAGGUGAGAACCGUGCUGGCCGGCAUCCACAUGCCUCAUUACUUGUCUCUCACAAAUAUGUUUGCCAAGUUUCUAGGUCUUAUCUGCACGCUGGCAGCCGGCAGCACUGUUUUCCUGGGCAAAGUGGGUCCAUUUGUUCAUCUUUCCACCAUGUUAGGCGCCUACUUGGACAACCUCUGCACUCUGAUUAGAGGACCUAAGAAGGAGACAGGAGCUCCAGCAGGAUUGGUCGUAGCUGCUGCAGUUGGAGUAGCCAGUUGUUUCGGCGCUCCCGUCAGUGGUGUGUUGUUCAGCGUGGAGGUCAUGAGCUCUCGUUUCGCCCUGAGGCAUUACGGGCCCUGCUUCUUCUCAGCUGCCUGCGGGGCGCUGACCUUCCGCUUGUUCUCGGUGUGGAGCGGAGAGGGAGAGACUCUUCAGGCAUUGUUCAAGACUAAUUUCCCUACUGCGUUGCCCUUCCAUCCACUGGAACUUCUGCUGUUUGCUUUCCUGGGGCUGCUGUGUGGAGCUGUGAGCUGCUGCUAUCUCUUCUGCCAUCGCUGGAUCCUGCACUUCACCAAAACAAACCCCAUCGUCGUUAAGAUGCUGGCAACAGAGAAAGGUCUGUACUCUGCCCUGGUGGUCUUCUGUUUGGCAUCGCUGACGUUUCCCCACUCUGCUGGUCGAUACAUGGCUUCAAAGUACACCACGAAGCAGCUCCUCACUUCCCUGCUGGACCGCCGGCCCUGGGACUCUCCGCCCCACAAUGCAUCAGUGCAGCUGGAGCUGCCGUUGGAGUGGAGCUCAUCAGGGACUUCUGUCUUCUUUUCUCUAGCUUUCUUCUUGUUCAUGAAGCUGUGGAUGUUGGUCCUGGCCUGCACGCUGCCUCUGCAGCUGGAUACUUCAUGCAGUGUUUGUCUGUGGGGGGCGGCUAUUGGACGUUUGCUUGGUGAAGGAGCGGCUCAUUUGUCCUCAUCCGUAAAUCCUGGAGGUUACGCAAUCACUGGUGCAGCUGCUCUCUCCGGCGCCGUAACGCACACUCUGUCCCCGGCUCUCCUGGCCGUGGAGCUGACCGGCCAGUUCAGCCACGCCGUCCCCAUCCUCCUGUCCACCUUGAUAGCCAACGGCCUGGCGCGCUCGGGGCAUCGCCCGUCGUUCUACGACGCCCUUACUAUCAGCAAGAAGCUCCCCCACCUGCCCUCCCUGAAAAAAGCCUGUCCCCAGCUCCCGUCUACCACUUUGGAGAAGGUUUUGGGAGAGAAACCUGUGCAGCUUCAGAGAGGAGCUGGCCCGGCAGAGGUUCAGCACGCUGUCUGCAGCAGUCGUGAAGCCCAGAUCCCAGUGGUGGACUCGCACGAGUCCAGUAUUUUACUGGGAUUUGUUCUGCGAUCAGACCUGCUGAUGUUCCUGCGGCAUGGGAAGACUCAGAGACUGGAGGGACAUCUGGAUGAGGUCUGCUGCAUUCACCCAACAUCGGUCCUGUUAUCACCUCACAACACCGUGGAAGAGGCCUUCAAUACCCUGAUGGUAGUCGGAGCUCAGACCCUGUUUGUGGCAGAUAAAGGAAAGUUAGUUGGGCACAUCACGCGCCUGGAGAUGAAGCGAAUAUUAGAGGGCUUGGCCAGCGGCAUGGAAGCAGCCUCACGAAGGACAUGAGCACUUACCGUGACCGUUUCCUUAAGCUAGAUGGAUGGAAGCCUGGUUAACGUGCAAUAAAGCCUGUGG